Messenger RNA from Ylistrum balloti, 4390 nucleotides. RefSeq names its product inter-alpha-trypsin inhibitor heavy chain H3-like. NCBI's taxonomy places the organism in Eukaryota, Metazoa, Mollusca, Bivalvia, Pectinida, Pectinidae. The record is from RefSeq and is a predicted model, not a curated record. Gene Ontology annotation, biological process: hyaluronan metabolic process. Gene Ontology annotation, molecular function: serine-type endopeptidase inhibitor activity. Bases 111 to 2849 code for a protein of 912 amino acids. The transcript has 12 exons.
CUAUCGUUAACGACUAAACGUGUUAGACGGACCGUGUCACAACGGAAGAGUUAGUGCCACAGUGCGGACCGAGUGCGCCCAGUCUCCGUUAUUCAACAGGACGUGUUAACAUGGAUUUUUAUCUCCACUUCAUACUGCCCACGCUGAUGGUCAUUGUGAUGGUCAAAUCUGGACAAAUUCACCAGGCACCAAGGAUUUAUCAAUUGCACGUUCGUUCGGAGGUGAAAAUGAGAUUUGCAAGCACACUGGUGACAAGCAAAGUGGUUAAUCCGGGCGAUGAGGCACGAGAGGCAACGUUUGACGUCACACUUCCCAAGGAGGCAUUCAUUACUUCAUUUCUUAUGGAGAUUGACGGUAAGACAUACCCUGGGGAUGUAAAGGAGAAAGAGACAGCUCUCAAACAGUACCAGAAGGCGAAACAGAGUGGACAGAGCGCUGGACAUAUUAGUAGAAGACCAAGGGAGACAAACCAGUUUCAAGUAUCUGUCAACGUUGCUGCUGCAAGCAAGGUGACCUUCAACCUGACGUACCAAGAACUGCUGAAGCGCACGUUCGGUUACUACGAGAAUGUCAUCUUUAUCGACCCUGGGCAGGUUGUUGACGACAUGCGUGUGUUUGUUAUAGUGACGGAGAGUAGGCCUAUUAUAAAGUUCCGAGUACCACCUGUCAGUAAUGAUAUCCCAAACUUACUGGACACUACCGCUGGAGAAGAGAAUGUUACCAUUGGCCGACCGGACCGUAACACCGCCUUUGCGCUAUUUGUUCCGGAUGCUGCUGAACAAAGGCGCAGAUCAGAACAGGGAAUAUCCGGCAAGUUUAUCGUGCAGUACGAGAUUGAGCGAGAUUCAGACUAUGGGGACGUACUGGUUGUGGAUGGUUACUUUGUUCACUUUUUUGCACCCACUGGAAUCGAACCUAUGCCAAAAGAUAUAGUUUUCCUGCUGGACGUCAGUGGAUCCAUGCAAGGCCGGAAGUUAAGUCAGGUGAAGGAGGCUAUGAAUCGUAUCCUAGACGAUUUGGGGGACAGGGACAGGUUCAACAUUCAACUUUUCGCAAAUAGAGUAAAAACUUUCCGAUAUUUUCUACAGAAUGUCACAACAGAUACUAUCACAGAGGCGAAUAAAUUCAUUCAAAAUUCUCGAGCAGACGGAGGUACAAAUAUCGACAACGGGCUGGCUAAUUCUCUGAAAGUCUUGAAUGCUGCUAUGAGCAACACUUCUUCCAGAGCACAACUCAUCGUGUUUCUAACGGACGGUGACGCUACUUCCGGUGAAACCAGUUCAACCAAAAUUCUCAGUAAUCUGAAAGAACGAAAUGAACUUUCAAUACCAAUAUUUUGUCUGGCAUUCGGCAAAGACGCUAAUUUCAACUUAUGCAAAUCGAUAAGUUUAACUAACUUUGCUUUAGCAAGGAGAAUAUACGAAGAUUCCGACGCCUCUUUACAAAUCAGUGGCUUCUACGACGAAGUGUCCGUUUCGUUAUUGAAAAAUAUUUCCUUCAAGUACUUGGGGGAUGCCGCACAGGAUGGAAAUAUUACUACCUCGAAGUUCAACAACUAUUUUUCUGGUUCAGAAUUAGUUAUUGCAGGACAGCUUGAAGUAAAAAAUACUACAUCCAUAGAUAUAUCCAUAACAGGUACUGGAUCGAACGGUGUCGUGGAUUUUCUGACGACAGCCAACUCUAUUGAAUUAAAUAUACCCCCGUCCUCUAGCACUGACAUCACUAUCGAGGAUGACGUCAUCAUCGACGGCAGCGAGUCCGGUACAGGCAAUGAUAUAGCGCGGAUAUCCGAUCUGGAUCCCGCUGUGGCAAAGUCCAUUACGGAGAAGAUGUGGGCCUACCUCACAAUUAAGGAGAUGCUCAGCAAGAAGGAGGCCACAGAUGACAAGGCAGAGAUAGAGAAGCUACGGAAACGAAUCCUUGAUUUAUCUCUUAAGUAUCAGUUCGUUACGCCUUUGACCUCCAUGGUCGUGACGAAACCAGACAAGGAAAGCCAGUUAAGUGAUCUGAGAAACAGUGAAGGAUCCGGGUCGCAGUCAGCUCGACCCAUCCAAACACCUUCGUCUAGACGACACAGAGGACGAGGUGGGAGAGGAGGAGGAGGUGGAGGUGGCGGCGGCGGCGGUGGCGGACGGAGUUAUAGUGGUGGAGGGGAUCCCCACUUUGUCGUGCCACUUCCGGAAGUCGAUUUACCUUUGUGCUUCGACGUUGAGAGUGAGGCAAGGACUUAUAUCAGGUUACUGGAAGACCCACUUACAGCAUUGGUUAUCAACGCCGCAAUUGUCCCAACCGGGAUACUGAAACAGGAUAUGCGGCUGAAGACAUAUAUGGGCGAGAUAUUCAUCCGCGCGGAGGGAACUAUAAUCGUGGUGACACCUCGAGAAAUCAUCACGAACUCUAGUUUUUCUGAAUGGACAGACGGAACACCUAUUAUUCGAGGGAACUUCUUUCUUCAAGCAAGUGAUGACGGCAACAUUCUGACCAUUAAAACAGGAUAUGACGUCAUUAUAGUUAUCAGGAGGCAUAUGUCUUCAAGGAUGGAACCAAUAGAUUAUUUGAACAUCAACAUAGAAAGCGAUGAAGGACUUUCGGCUAGCUCUACCGGGAUAUUAGGUCAUUUGGUGAAAAAGAAAAUCUGGCUUAAGAAGAUUGUGGAAAGGAACGGAAGGACAGUUGGAUUAUUUCGCAUGAAGGACAGUGGGGCAAUAUCCCACUUUCAUGCUCGACUUCAUAUGAAACACGAUUUGAUAUCCGAUGCAGAAUUCAUGUGUUGGAAUGCAAUGCAUGAUAUAGAUGGGCUCUUUAACGGAAAAUUGAAAACUUUCAAAUUAAAAGGUUUCUUCACGUAGUGCCAAAUACAGAUGAUCGGGUUUUUCAAUAGCACUGGUAUCAUGUAGGGGACCGCAGUAUGUUUCUGCCAAGCAAUUCAUUUCCACAAAUACACAUUUUCGUGACUAAAGUUUUUCGCCUUUGAAGAGCUGUAACUGAUUUUAAGUCCAAUUGGCGCUACAGAAGGGUACUUCAGAUUUGUAUACUGUUGGUCAGUCUGCCCGUUUGUGAACAGUCUUGUCCUAGACAAACACUCAUCGGUCUACCACUGUUGAUCGCAAACGAACAUUUCUGCGACAAGUUGAGUUUGCACUUUAUGCAGGGUUAUGCUCCUUGAUGCGAUGAACGUCACAAUUUAAGCCCAUAUGCUACGACACCGCUUAUGGCAGGUUUUUUUUCUGGUCAAAUUUUGGCAAGUUGAAAUGUGUCUUACUCAAAUUGAACCCUGUGAUUUUGCUCACAAAGAUUGACUUUUCUUAUAAAUUAAAGAAUGCAUUUCGCCGAUAAUAGUGAUAUUCAGUGUUACACUUUCAAUACAGCAAUGAAGGAUCUGUGAAUUGAAUUUGUUAAUGAAUGUUUUAACGACGAUUCAAAAGGAAUUUCUGUAUUGUUUACUGUGCAGUAUCUACAAAUGUACAAACAUUAUUAUCUUAUUGUUGUCUAUUUUCCGCUCUGGUUGGUACUGCUGCAAAACACCGGAGUCGAGUUAUAUGUUAUGUCUUUAUAUCGCUCUUUUAACAAAACGUCAAACGUUAAAUACAUUUUAUCAUUGUGUAUAGAUUCAUUUUGUGUUUUCAUUAUUCUCAUUCCCAGUCACGAUAUCCAUUUUCACUGCCGCAUCUGAAAAUUCGAAAUAAAGUCACGCGAAAAAUUUGAAGUCGUAUGACACUAAUUACAUAGAUAAGUUGUCGCGAGCAAAUUAAUGAUUAACCUUAUUAGACACUUAAAUCUCAUUGAGUGGUCAUGUUUAACUAUGUACUAUAUAUUAUGUAAUAAUUUAUAGGUCGGUUGUUAACUCGCCUUGUUUACUACACAUUCGUAAACAAAUUCAUCUUCAUUAUUAUUCUUUCUAAAUUUAUUCUGUAACGUUUUAUAAAGCAUUGAGUUAUCGUGAAUACCAUAACAUGUAUUUUCACAAUUAAGAUUUUCUUGUGCGUAUGUUCUAUAAAGCCUAGCUCGUUCGCAUAAUUUGGGUAAUAUGAUUGAUAACUGGAUGUGUACCUGUUAUUAUGUUGUUUACCGUUUUCGUUUGGAAUCGGUCAUUAAACACCUGAUUGAUGAAUACUAAUAUUAUUUGGUCAUUAGUUAUAUGUGAUCAGGUCGGUCACAUUUGAAAACAAAAAUGUGCUGUUUUGUCAGCAAAUAACAUUUAUAUAUUGUUUUGUAUCUGUCUGAUAAUGCACGUUCAAUGGAUGUUUGCAAAUGCAUGUGCUUUACAUAUCCAAAAUUUCGCGUUUUACUUACUUUACUAACUGUGAAUUGUUUGAUGAUUACAAUGUAAACAAAUGUAAUUGGUAUUUUUGAAAUUGUUUUUAUUUUAUAAAAUACAUCGUGCACUUAA